AUAGCUCUCACCUCUCAAACUUUUUCUUUUUCAAUGUGGGAUUGAAGAUCAACAGAGUCUCGAAUAGUACUAACCCCAAUGGAAUCAGCUCAACUAUUCUCAACCUAUCCCCACCCUCACCUUCUCACUCUCCCCACCACCCCCUCCCACCACCACCACCACCACCACCGGCGGCGGCCAUGGCUUCCGAGAACAACAAGCUCCAACCCCCCCAAACUCCAUCUUCGCUCUUCUCUCCACGAAGCCAUCUCCAUUGCUUCUUCCCCUUCUACUCACGACCUUCAACAACAGCUCGAAACCUCGUCAUCCCUCUUUCUGGUUUCUGACAGCGUUGGUUACUCCUUGGCCAGCUACUACACCUCUCUGGGUCUCUUCGUCAUCUCUGUCCCAGGCCUCUGGUCGCUCAUCAAGCGCUCUGUCAAAUCCAAGAUAGUUAAGAAGACAUUUAUAGGCGAAGGUGAAGCCAAGAAGCCACCUAACCAAGUGGCAGGGGAGAUUCUUUCCUUCUUCACUCGCAACAAUUUUGCUAUUACUGAUAGAGGAGAGACCAUUACGUUUGAGGGAGUGAUGACCCCAAGCAGAGGCCAAGCAGCUUUGCUGACAUUCUGCACUUGCAUCAGCUUGGCUAGUGUUGCACUUGUUCUCACCAUAACUUAUCCAGACGUGGGCAACAAUUGGUUCUACCUCACCAUCUUGAGUCCAUUAGCAGGAGCAUACUACUGGAAGCGAGCUUCGAGGACCGAACAGAUCAAGGUGAAAAUGAUGGUCGGAGAAGAUGGGGCGCUGUCGGAGGUCAUCGUUCAAGGGGACGACCAACAAGUCGAGCAGAUGAGAAGGGAGCUUCAGCUCAGUGAGAAGGGCAUGGUGUAUGUCAAAGGCAUUUUCGAGAGAUGAUCGACAAUGUGUGUUGAUUGCUCACUUCAAGCACAAAUAUAAUUGAGGCUUCUUCUUCUUCUUCAACAAUUGAUUCCAAUCAAAAUUUUGUAAUUGUGUAUACUUACAAAACUAGAGUACAUAGCAUUAAAACCAUAUAUAUUAAGAUUGUAUUCUUCAAUUUUGCAUCAAACUAGGCCCAAUUUUCAUGCAAUUUAGGUGCACGCUU
Messenger RNA from Humulus lupulus (European hop), 1102 nucleotides. RefSeq names its product protein COFACTOR ASSEMBLY OF COMPLEX C SUBUNIT B CCB1, chloroplastic. Lineage: Eukaryota; Viridiplantae; Streptophyta; Magnoliopsida; Rosales; Cannabaceae. Bases 79 to 894 code for a protein of 271 amino acids. The record is from RefSeq and is a predicted model, not a curated record. The transcript is spliced from 4 exons.